Fomitopsis serialis is the source of this 480-nucleotide messenger RNA. RefSeq lists its product as uncharacterized. The coding region runs from base 1 to 480 and encodes 159 amino acids. Lineage: Eukaryota; Fungi; Basidiomycota; Agaricomycetes; Polyporales; Fomitopsidaceae. The record is from RefSeq and is a predicted model, not a curated record. The transcript has 3 exons.
AUGAAGUUCACGACUCUCCUCACCUCCGUUCUCGCUUGCGCGGCGUCCGUCUUCGCACAGGGCACGAUCGACCAGCCAGUCGCUUGGACCUCGAUCAUGCCCAACUCCGUAUUUAACUUCUCCUACUCCAUCAACGCCGACUACUGCAAGUCGAGCUACGGCUUCUCCGUGUACAUCAUCACCGAGACCCCUACCAACAUGGAUCCCGCGCAGCAGUGGAUGAAUGGCUAUUACCUCGGGCACUAUGACGCUGAGAACUACCCGGCCGUUCCUUACCCUACGAACCCGGCGCCACCCAACUUCACGAUGCCCAAUUUUGCGAACUCGCAGGGCGGCUUCGGCGCCGGCAAGAACGCGUCCAACGCUACUUUCAACGUGAUGGUCAUGGAAGAGUGGGACGAUUGCUCCGGUUCCCUCGGUAGGAAGAUUGGUCUGACCAUGACUCCGAUCGUCUACAACGCGACGGAGGGCUACCAGUAG